AUGACAGACAUCAUUAUCAGCCAGGCCCCUCCGGCCCUCUCCAUCCCUUCUGAAAAGGAGAAGAAGUAUGACCGCCAGCUUAGACUGUGGGCUGCAAGUGGCCAAGCUGCUCUGGAGUCUGCCAGCAUUUUGCUCGUGAACUCGGGCUCAGGAACUGUCGGCGUUGAGACCCUCAAGAACCUUGUUCUCCCUGGUAUUGGGAAGUUUACAAUUGCCGACAAUUCCACCGUGAGCGAGGCAGACCUCGGUGUCAACUUCUUCCUGGACGAGUCUCAUUUCGGCAAGUCCAGAGCCCAGAGCUGCACUGAAUUACUUCUGGAACUCAACCCUGAGGUUCAAGGUGACUGGUAUCCUCGAAAUCAGGAAGCCUGGGACCUCCACCGUCUUCUGGACAGCCCAAGCCCUUUUACUGUUAUUCUAUACACACUACCCAUGGAGCCCGAAGACCUCAAGACACUUGAGUCUUAUAGCCGAGAACAAAAGACGCCCUUGGUUGCCAUUCAUUCGGCUGGUUUCUAUUCUUACUUCAGCAUUCGGCUUCCUAGCGUUUACCCCAUCGUCGAUACCCAUCCAGAUGCAACCUCGACCACAGACUUGCGGCUUUUGGACCCAUGGGAAGAGCUGGAAGCGUUUGCUGAAGGAAUGACCAGAGACAUUGAAAACCUCAAUAACCACGACCACGGACACUUACCCUUUGUGGUCAUUCUUUUGCACUACCUCAAGGUCUGGAAAGCGUCCCACAAUGGCGCCGCACCGAGCAACUACAAGGAGAAAGUUGAGUUUCGAAAAAUGGUGGCCGACGCCACCCGAACCGACAACCCAGAAGGUGGCGAAGAGAACUUCGAAGAGGCCGUGGCCGCAGUCUUGAAGACCAUCCUGCCCCCGCUUCUCCCAUCUGCUGUCAAGCAAAUCUUUGAGUAUACGCACGCCAACGACAGCGUGGCAAAAUCGACCUUCUGGGUCAUUGCAGACGCAGUCAGAGACUUCUACGAAAGACAUCAAUGUUUGCCUGUGCCGGGCGGCCUCCCGGAUAUGAAGGCGCAGUCUAGCGUGUACAUCGAGCUCCAGAACAUUUACAAGGCCAAGGCUCGCAAGGACGCAGCCGAAGUCCUAGCCUCAGUCCGCCAGAAACCCGGUGGCGAGGGCGUCGACCCAGCCGAAGUCGAACUGUUCUGCAAGAAUGCGGCCUUCGUCAAGCUAGUUGUGCCCGCAAGCGGCGGAACCGAACAACUGCGUACCGUAGCAGGUAAGCACCCUUCCGUGAAGAUCGUCGAAGAUGGAGGUGUCGAUGCUCAUCAUUUCUUAGAACAAGAAUUUGCCAACGACGAAAUGGCUAAAGAGGGUGUGCUGCCGUUGUCACUUCUCCCCGUGUAUCUUGCCCUCCGCUCCACGUCACACACAGGCACGGCAUCACCGGACGAUAUUCUGGCCAAGAUUGAGUCGCUGGUCCCGGGCACAGCCGAUAACGAGCGGCUCACGCAAGCUGCGCAAGAGGUAUCCCGAGCUGGUGGCGGAGAGCUACACAACGUUUCCGCCGUGACAGGUGGCAUGGUGGCCCAGGAGACGAUCAAAAUCAUCACAAACCAAUACGUACCCAUUGAGAGCACGUGCGUAUUCGACGGCAUCGCAAGCCGGUGCCAGAUUCUUCAUCUAUAG
Colletotrichum higginsianum IMI 349063 is the source of this 1656-nucleotide messenger RNA. RefSeq names its product ThiF family protein. The record is from RefSeq and is a predicted model, not a curated record. The transcript is spliced from 4 exons. Gene Ontology annotation, biological process: protein neddylation. Gene Ontology annotation, molecular function: NEDD8 activating enzyme activity. The coding region runs from base 1 to 1656 and encodes 551 amino acids. NCBI's taxonomy places the organism in Eukaryota, Fungi, Ascomycota, Sordariomycetes, Glomerellales, Glomerellaceae. Gene Ontology annotation, cellular component: cytoplasm.